AUAAGAUGACAAGAAUUGUUGGUUCAAAACGACCUCAAGCUGUGAUUACAACAACAUCUUGGAAAGAUGGCCGUGAAAACGUUAAUAAAAUAUUGAAAUCAAGGAAAAUAAAAUCAACCAUGCAAGCAACUGAGAAAACGAAAACACAAAAUUGGACAAGUUUGAUGAUAAAGGAAAAACAACCACAAAUACUUAUGCUUUGACGAAUAAUAAAUUGGGAAGAACAUUUGUUACGAGUUCAGAAGAUGAGAUUAUCGAGGGGCCACUAACUUCUUCAGACGACGAUCACGUCGUACAGCGAGAAAAUGAAAACAUGGAUAAUGUUCAAGCUGAGAAUGAUAAAGUAACGUCUGUUUUUAACGAGGAAGCAACGACGAAGAAUUUAGAUGAUUUUGACGUUGAGUCGAAAAUGAAAGAUUCUUUAUCAAAAGAUGUAAAGGGGAUGUUAGUGGACCUUGCAAAAGAAAGCUCAGAAAGUGAUACUGAUGUUACGAAUGAAGAAAAAGCUGAAAUAUUAAAAACUAGUCCACAAAAGAAAAGAAUCUUGAAAGUAAAGAAAAUAGCAGUGACAGAGAAAUCAAAUGAAGAUAUGUGUCCUAAAGCGAAAACUCGUCAUUACGACCAAGAAGAAGUACAGCGUUAUAUGGCUCAUCAAUUGACGGAGAGAAGAAAGAAAAUGAGAGAAGAAAAACUACAAAAAAAGAAACAAGAAGAAGAGAAACAAAAACGACUAAAGGAUUUGUAUGAGAGGCAGAGAAAAAGUUUCAUUUCCACGAAGAAAGAGAAAAGACUUGGUAAAACAUUCUCGAUGGGAAAUAUCGAUGUUCGUUUUCCGAGAAAUGAGAAAUAUGAAGAUGGAAGUAUAGCUGGAUAUACAAAGAAUGACCAAAGAUCUUUAUCGUUGAAGCAUAAUGACUCAGACAAAGAAAAUACAGAUGUUGAAGAUAUGAAAUACAGUCCUAAUGUGUCUUCAGAAAGAUGCGUUAGUAAUGAUGAUAUUAACGUCACACUUACUGAAGAACUUUUCACCAAUGAGAGUAUGCACGAGAAGACGCCACGUGACUUGGUUUUACCAGCUAGUACCCAGUCCUUGGAUGAGAGAACUCAACGUCUUACCGCUCUACAGUCAACAGCUUUAGCUUUACAAUCGCGCCUUCAAUCGCAUGCUUUACGACUCAGCGGUAUAAAGGAAGGCUCGUUUACUCAGCAAACAGAGAAACAACACCUUUUUCCAACACUAAGUAAAGAGACAGCAUUUCAGGGCGAAUUACCAGGAGUUGCACAUAUAAGAAGACAGGCGAUUGAAAACGAAAAACAGUCGAAAAGAACAGCAGCUGCAACAAAGAUUCAAGCAGCAUAUCGCGGGCACACGGUCAGAAAACGUCAUCGAUGGAACGAUGAAAGAAUAUCAUUAAAUGAAAGUGGAAACAUUUCACCAUUGCCAAUCGUUGACGAUGAGAAUGUUACAGAUGCGGAGAAGAAUCAUUCAGUAUCAGAACCUACCGAGGAAAUACAGAAAACGAAACCUGGUAUCCAAAAAUACGUCGUUGAAACUUCUUCAGUUGAAGAUUGUAGUGAUGAUAUGCAGUUUAAAAAUCUUCCGUCGUUUCAUGAAACUGAUUUAACAAUGCAGCACAAUCCAUCUAUCUUUGAGAGAAAACAUCAAUAUGAAAAUCCUGGAUAUACUUUUCUCCAUAAUGAAGAGAUGUCAAAAACAGCAACUGGUCAUUAUAAAUUUACGCCAGCAGUUCCAUAUGAACCCCGUGGUGAUAGAUUUAGUGUUAUGAAUAUAUUUACACGACGUUUUAGAUCACUGCCUGUAGAAGAUAUUUUAAACGAAGGGCCUGGAUCGGAGACGGCUAGCCUUCUUGAGAUUGAUUCAAGUAGACAAUCGGACAGCGAGGGGCCUGGAUCGGAGACAGCUAGCCUUCUUGAGAUUGAAUCAAGAAAAAAGUCAGAUCAUAAUAAUGAAUAUGUGGAUGGCGCUACUGACUUUGAUUCUCUUUCGGCUAGUGAGCUUCGUGUAAAGGGAGAUCGUAAAGAUGUAACGUACUCUGAAUGUUUUGAAACGGACUCUGAUACUAAAGAGCAAAUCGACAAACUUGAUAGUUCACAAGAGUUGAUCUCAUCGCGAAUUAAAAACGAAGACGAAAUAAGUGAAGAUAGUCAACCAAAUACUCGCACGAGUCCCUCCAUUACAUCAUUGUCGGGUGAAAGUCCGCCAAUCAGACGGUUUCCUUAUUUUCCUAAACCAUCUGACCACAGAGGUGGAGACCGUUUCUCCCCAGACUCCUUACAACGCCAGCUUACAGCGGAGAUCAACCUACUGGAAAAUGUGGAGGAUUCCGUGCGUCAAGUGAACGAUAUUGAGAAAUCUAGAGCGGUCUCUUUGGCUCAACAAGAGACAGUAUCGCUGGCUCAAAUACUCAAGUCUAAACAGCAAUCUCAUGAGCAAGAAAUGAACAAGUUAAGAUUGAGGGCAAAGCAAGAGGCCACUCAAGCAGCUAAAGAUCUUGAAAAGACACGCCAAGCAGCAGCAAUGGCGGCGGCCUCAGCUGCAGAGAGCCUGGCACUAGUCCAAACACAAUGCAUCAAGACAGACAAUGAACAUUCAAAAAAAUACAUGGAAGAGGCAACACGCAUGACUUCUGGUCUUUUGACCAGCACAUCACAACAACUGGCAGACUUUUGCAAAAAUCUUACAAGUUCAACGAGCGCAGCUGUAGAAAAUCUUCAAAAAAUGAAAGGAUCAUCGACUAUACUUGUUGAACGUGCGACAAGCAUAAGUGAAGGUCAUCAUGACAUGAAGUCUGAUAAAAGCCUCGUCAGUGAUGAAAUGUCUCCAGGCCGGGAUGAAGAAAUAUCCAUAAACGAACGAACACUUACAGAUGACUUAAGAUCUUUUGAGAAUGAAGGAGCAUCAUACACGAGUGGGAGAGAAACACGUACUAGUGAUCAACAAACACUUUCGAUUCAUCAACGAACGCAUGGGAAUGAAUCACGCGAACACGAGAGUGAUCCACGAACGCAUGGGAGUGAAUCGCGAACGUAUAAGAGUGAUAUGCGAGAACAUACAAGUAAAAGCACAACAGAUGAAGUGAAGUCAAAGCGGGAGUCAUUUGUUAAUUCUUCACAUGCUCUUACAAGAUACUCUAGUGAUGAGUUUGAAUCUUACGAAAGCAUCCCUGAAGAAAUUGCUAACAACACUCUUUCUGAGAAUGCAAGUGUUCAUAAAGAGGAUACGACAGUACACAAUGAAUCAGGAGAGGACACGACAGUACACAAUGAAUCAGGAGAGGACACAACAGUACACAAUGAGUCAGGAGAGGAUCUAAAACCUCGCGAGUCAAUGUCGUCGGCGUUGGAAUAUAGUUCACAACUUGAUGAUUCUUCACGUGCUGUAACUGAUGAUGAUGUAGAAUUUAGCUUUCUUUUACCGUCAAGAGAACAUCGACGAAAGAGCAUGAAACGUAUCAAGGAUCAGCCAUUGACUGAUGGCAAUGAUAGUACCAAAAAGGAGAAAUGUUCACCAUUUGAAAGUUAUGAUUCUUUCGGUCGUUUUACUGUAAAUAUGAUACAACGUUACAUGAUGGAAGAGGAGGUUCGUACAAAACACCAGGCUGCUAUCCUGAGACUAAGAGAAAAAUCACUGAAAGAGAAGACCAAGGCUGAACUACAGUGGUUGGAUCAAUUAAAGAAACAGUCACGUGACAAAGGCUCCGAUGACACCAUGCCUUCGAUAAAGAAACGAGAACGAGGCAUUAAAAUGAAGCUGAAGAAAGAAAAGGAGGAAAUCAAGUGUUUGAAAGCUGCUAAUAGAGCUGCAAGUUUUCAAAGACAUUUCAUGAUUUACCAACAACAAGAGAUUGAACGUCUACAUAAAGCAACUUUAACUAUUCGAGAUAGAAUUCAACAUAAUUCACCUCAACUUGAUCAGGUAUUUAAUAUCAUAAUAACAUACCCAAUUACAAACUCCAGGAAUGUCAUUUUUUAUUUCUUUUAUAUUUUCUAUCAGGUUUUCCCUGCUAAAACAAUAUCUCCAGUGUCAGGGCCAAAGCGCCAAUCCACACCUUCAAGCAGCUCAAAAUCUAAACAUAAUGAAACAGCCAUUUCAAAAAGUAUAUCUGAGGAGAUCGACGAUGUUGUAUCUUAUGUGUCUCCUAAUACUGCUACUUCCCCAUUUCCGUCGUAUGGUAGUGAUAAAAUUGAUUUUCCACGCCUCACCUUGCCUGGGGAAAAGGAUUUUCCAAGUUUAACUGAGAUGUUAAGAUCAGUGAACGCAGUCGGAGAAGAUGGAGAAAGACAAAGUCGAGAAUUAAUGAAAAUCUACAAGAUGUUGUUAGAACGUCAAGAAAAGUUGGCAAAAGAUGAAUGUGAAGUGAACAAUGUAUUGAAAAAGGUCACCCAAAUGUUAAAUAAUCUCAAUAACCAAUCAAAUGAAAGCCCACAACAUGACAACCAGUCAGGAAGCAGCGAAGUUGGCCAAUCUCAAACAAAAAUCUCGGAAAAUGAUCAAGCGAUGAAUAUUUCACGAAAUGAAUCCAUUCCCGAGCAGUUGACUGGGUCAACAAACGAGGAAAUUAAGACGGAGCCUUUUUACGAUGAAAUAGCGAAUGAUUACGAAAACGCUACGUUUGAAUACGAAGAUAUCACAGCACGAACUGGGCUGCGGUCAGUAAAUUCUCAACAUAUUGACGAGGAGAUGAAUUCAAUGACAGAAACGUCUGAACCAAGCGAGGCAGAAACUGAAAAAAGUUUAAACGAACUUAUUGAGCGGGAGAAAAAGAAAGCCAAGGCACUUGAAAGGAAAAAACAAAAGAUUAAAAAAUUAGAAAUAGAAAUACAGAAUACCCGUGAAAAUAUUCAUAGAAAGUUAGCCCAGAGCAAAACGACGACCGUUGAGUCAAUUGCACUUACAGAUAUCAAAGAAUCUAUAGCAAAAAUUGAUGUAACACUUUCCUCUGAGGAAAUCGUGAGAAACCAGCAAAAAUUAAACUGUGAAUCACACGAGGUUCACGAGUCGUUAGUUGAAUUCAUAAAAGAUGAGCCAAGAACAGAAAAUGUGUGCGAAAAAUCUUCAGUUGUAACGAACGAAGCGCGCAUUGAGUCUCAUGAUGUUGAAGAAUCCAUUGUAGAAGAAUUACAAGAGAACAAUGACGAUAAUUUAUCUUUAGGUAGCGAUAACAACAUAUUAAGUAUGACAUUACAAAACACUGUGAAUACCUCAGCAAAAGAAAUCUUGAAGGAAAGUUCACAAACAUCACUUUCACAGAAAAAAUCACCAUCCCAUCGUGAAACUGACGUUGUUACAGAGGAGAUUAUAAAAUCAAUGGCGAGUAUUCCCGAUGAUAUAGCUGUGGUUACCCAAGAUCAUACUAGCAGAAAUUCAGAAAUAUCAGAAGAUGUUUCAGAGAACGUGUACACAUCCAUAGAGGAUGAGAAUGUUAUCUCAGAUUAUGAUGUUGUACAGUCAAAAUCCUCGCAACAACUGGAGUCAAAUCAUAGAUCAGAUUACUACGAUGACGACUCCUUUGAAAAUUCUUUACAAACAAGUGGGAAAGAUGCUUCAAAUAGUUCAUCAAAUUGUGAAGAUGAAUUAAAUAGUGAAAAUGAAAGAAAUGUUGAGGAAACAACUAAGCGAAUUCAAAAUACAUCCAAACUUCUCGAUAAAGAUGAAAAGGAAGUAACGGAGGAGGAGAAGGUCGCUUUUUCGGAGCAUUUUACCAGUUCCAUAGAAGAAAAUAUUUCAGAACAUUUGAGCGAAGAAGGAAGUGAUAAGCCCUCGCUUACGGAAGAUGUAAUGGAAUUUUCCAGAGAAACAUCUUUUAGCAAGGAAAAUGAUGACGAGGAAAGAAAGAUGGUUGGCCUUUUUAUUCAUAAAAAGGAAACAAGCAAUGAAGAAGCUUACGACAAAAGCAUAACGUCGUUAUCAACUGGAAGCAAAGAUAUUGAGAAAUAUUUUGAAAACUCGUCUGCGUUAAACAAUGAGUUUUUUGAUGAACAUGAACUGGAGGAAGUCAAAAAUGAUGUCAUUGUUGAAAAUGAUAGUAAACCAGAAAAACAACUUCCUCAAGAUGAGAUUUUUUCUCAUGAAUCUACUUUGUCGUUAAGAAACUUGAAUAAUUCUUGUGCUUUGAAUAUUCUUGCGCAAGAUAAAACUACCUCCGAUGAAAUGUUACAAUCUUUCAACGACCCUACCGCACCACUUCAUAAAAAUAUUAAUUUUACUGUCGACGAUAUUCAACUACUGACAAAGAAUUCUUUGCUUUCUCGUCAUUCUGUGUCUGACAAAAGUACAUCGGAGGUUUUGUCAAUUGCCGAGGAGAUUUCGAGUGCAUGUGAAGAGACAGAUGUCGUGGAGGAUGUAAAAAAUCAACAAUCAAGUAUCAGUGACUACAAGAAGGAAGGAAACAGUACAACGAAUCAAGAGGAAUCAGAAAGUAUUGCAGUUGAUUAUCAAGGUGAAAAUGAGAUGAAUGAGGAUAUUGAGGAAUCACACGAGAUGAGGUUUCAUGAAUCUCGACCCAAAGAAACUUUCAGCCCAUUUCAAGAAAAACUAAUGCCAGGAUUCGAUACAUCGUCUGUUGAUACAACCAGCAUAACGAACGGUCUUCUUCAUGAUGCAAUCAUGCAAAUGUUAGAAAUAAAAUAUCGUAAAAAGAAUAAAAUGAUGCAACAUGCAGAUAAUGACAAUCAAAUAGAAUCGACAAGAGAACAGCGUCCUAUUGAUAAAUCAUUAUCAGAUAAGGAAAUAACUGUGCCCACGGAUUUGAUUUCAAAAGAAAAUAAGACUAGGAUUGAACAACCAGACGAUGAAAUGAAGAUCAUAGAUAAUGCAUUAAUGAUUGCAAAAAAUAAUCAAGUUUUGGAUAACGAUGCUUUACAAAGUAUACAUGAGGACAUUGCGGGACUUUUAGGGGAAGAUUUGGAUGAUGAAGAUGAAUUGCCGGUAAUGGUCACAAACUUUAGUUCCGAAAACCUCUCGGAUAACGAACCUUCUACACCGGAUUUUUUGCCCAUGUUAGCAGUGCCACAUACAAUUCAGGAAGUAUCACCAAUAGUCCAUUCUACAGUGGACAUUUUGCUCGACGAAAGACGCCUUGGAAGACCGCUGAAUGAAUGUAUACCGCCGGCUCAUUUUUGGGGGGAAAGUCAAGAUACUGAAAACGUAAUACUAGAGUCCUACAGAGAUUUGGUGUUUGAUUUGACGAAAGAAGUUCUGAUAGACAUUGUUUCGCAGAGUGAACCCACCAAUGAACCACCUUGGUCAAAGACCAGAUGGAAAGGCGGGAAAAAUUUAUCCCGUAAUUUUAAACGCUGGAAAAGCGAUGAAGAAAUUCGCACCAUUGUCCUUGAACGGGUUACUAACAUCAUUGGGUUAGGUGUGCCUCGAGCCACCAUGGCAACCAUACCUAGAAAAACACCUGUACGCGGGAAUAAAAAGGACAACGUAGAUGCAAUAUUGAUUGAAGAACUUCGCCUAGAAGAACCAUUAUGGACUGAUUAUGAUGAAGACGAAACUAACGUCAAAUUUCAAGUUGCAGACGCAAUUUUUAAUAUGUUAUUAGAAGACACGAGUAGAGUGUUUAGCGGAAUUGACGUUAGGAAAAAUGUGUAUAAUAACAAUGAAGAAGUUUUAGUUGUUUAAUUGUUAUUUAGAAUUAAGUUUACAGUUGAUGAUCAGUUUGAAUCAUUGAUGAAAAUCAUUAGGAAUGUUUUUAGGAAAAUAUAUCGUUCAUCGAUUUAACACAUAGAUUUAAUUUGAAUGAAAAUAAGAAAAAAAGUAAUGAGAAAAUACAUUCACAAUUUUUACAAAAA
Messenger RNA from Xenia sp. Carnegie-2017, 7818 nucleotides. RefSeq names its product centrosome-associated protein 350-like. The record is from RefSeq and is a predicted model, not a curated record. NCBI's taxonomy places the organism in Eukaryota, Metazoa, Cnidaria, Anthozoa, Malacalcyonacea, Xeniidae. Gene Ontology annotation, molecular function: microtubule binding. Gene Ontology annotation, biological process: microtubule anchoring. Gene Ontology annotation, cellular component: centrosome. Bases 314 to 7648 code for a protein of 2444 amino acids. The transcript has 28 exons.